CUCUCUCUGCCCCGGUUCUUCUGCGUUCCGCAUGGCGGUGACUUGCCGGCUCCUGCGGGCCUUCCUGCGCGGCGGCGGCGGCGGCGGCUCCUUCCCGGGGCUGAUCGGCCCGUGGCGGUCCCGCUGCUACACCCGGGUGGCCGGGACGGAGGAGGCAGAGGAGGCCGGCCGGGACGUGGACAUGGGCCGGGAGGGCGAGCCGGGUCCCGGGGAGGGCGAGGACGGCGCCUGCCUGCGCCUCUCGCCCCCCCGCCUGCCCCGGGAGACAAGAGAUUUGCUGAAGGAAUUCCCGCAGCCGAAAAACCUUCUCAACAGUGUCAUCGGUCGGGCUCUUGGUAUCUCCCAUGCGAGGGACAAGUUAAUCUACAUCCACACCAACGGUCCGCGGAAAAAGAAAGUCACGCUGCUCAUCAAGUGGCCCAAGAAUGUCGAAGUGGAAGGCUACGGGACCAAGAAGAUCGACGCAGAGAGACAAGCCGCCGCAGCCGCAUGCCAGCUGUUCAAGGGUUGGGGCUUGCUCGGACCCCGCAACGAACUCUUCGACGCGGCGAAGUACCGCCUGCUCGCCGAGCAGCUGGGCUGCGCCGCCGACCGGAAGUGGUUCUCCGAAAGCCACUGGCGGUCAAAAUCGGGGCCGUCCCUGGCCGACCUCUCGACCUGCUGGCGGCGGAUGGAGCCCGAGGACCCCGUGCAGCCCCUGGAGCACAGCCCCCCCCUCCCCAAACCCAUCCGAAAUGAGGAAUUGGAGGAGGGGGAGCUGGAGGAGGGAGAACUGGAGGAGGGGGAACUGGAAGAGGACGCCAUUGAAGUGCCUAACGGCAUCUCCGUGUCGCGACCGGGAGGCCAGACGCCGCCCAGGGACCUGAGGGAUGGACUGUCGAUGGAGAUGACGGACGACAACACCGCCCUGCGCGCCCUGACUCAGUUUCCCCUCCCGAAAAACCUCCUCGCCCAGGUCAUCCAAAUCGCCACCUCCUCCUCCACCGUCAAGGAGUACAUGCAGUUCCGGACUGUCGGCACGAAGACCAAGAUCUGCAAACUGACCCUCCGCUGGCCCUGCCCCAUGACCUUCGCGGCCAAGGGCCGUCGCAAAGUGGAAGCGGAGAACAAGGCCGCGGCGCUGGCCUGCCAGAAGUUGAAGAGUCUCGGCUUAGUGGACAAGAACAACAAUCCGUUGAGUCACGCCAUGUACAACAUGACUUCCUUGCGGGAGCUGGGCGAGAACCAGCGGAAGCCCUGCCACAUCAAAGUCCCCGAGGCCACGUUGCGCAAGAUCGAGAACUACCUGAACCACUAUCCCGUCGACUCCCGGGAGUCCCGGCCGCGCCUGGCGGACGACGUGAUGAACCUGAGCAAGGAGAGCAACGGCGCCCUGAGCGACGCCAUCACGGGCAAAACCUACAUCCCGCUCUCCGAAUCGGAAGAGCUGCGCCUCAGCCAAAACCUGCUGGCCCUCUGGAAACGGCGGGGCAACCUGUGGCCCGACAGCCCCUCGCUGCCCGUGGACUCCCACAAGGAGGCCAUCCUCUCAGCCGUGGAGCAGCACCCGGUGGUGGUCAUCGCCGGCGACACCGGCUGCGGGAAGACCACCCGCAUCCCGCAGCUCCUGCUGGAGCACUACCUCCUGGAGGGGCGCGGCGCCCAGUGCAACGUGGUGAUCACCCAGCCCCGCCGGAUCAGUGCCAUCUCCGUGGCCCAGCGCGUGGCCCAGGAGCUGGGCCCCAGCCUGCGGCGCAACGUGGGCUACCAGGUGCGGCUGGAGAGCAAGCCGCCGGCCCGGGGCGGCGCCUUGCUCUUCUGCACCGUGGGUAUCCUACUGCGCAAGCUGCAGGGCAACCCCCGGCUGGAGGGGGUCAGCCACGUGAUCGUGGACGAGGUCCACGAGCGGGACGUCAACACCGACUUCCUGCUCAUCCUGCUGAAGGGGAUCCAGAAGCAGAACCGGCAGCUGCGCCUGGUGCUGAUGAGCGCCACGGGGGACAACCAGCGUUUCUCGGAGUACUUUGGCGACUGUCCGGUGGUCAAAGUGCCGGGCUUCAUGUAUCCGGUCAAGGAGUACUACCUGGAGGAUAUGAUGGCUAUGCUCGGCCGGCAUCGGCACUACGAGAUCAAGCAAUCGGACGACGAGUGUGUCCUGGAUCUUGAGCUGAUCGCCGACCUGAUCCUUCAGAUCGAUGCCCACGGAGAACCAGGCGGCAUCCUCUGUUUCCUUCCCGGCUGGCAGGAGAUUAAAGGGGUCCAGCAGCGUCUCUUGGAAAUCCUCGGGUCCCACAACAGCCGAUACCUUAUCUUACCAGUCCAUUCCAACAUCCCCAUGAUGGACCAGCAGAGCAUCUUCCCCCGACCCCCCGCCGGGGUCCGGAAAAUCGUCCUGGCCACCAACAUCGCCGAAACCUCCAUCACCAUCAACGACAUCGUCCACGUGGUGGACAGCGGGACCCACAAGGAGGAGCGCUACGAUCUGAAGACCAAGGUUUCGUGCUUGGAGACCGUCUGGGUGUCCAAGUCGAACGUCAUCCAACGUCGCGGCCGAGCCGGACGCUGCCAGUCGGGCUUCGCCUACCACCUCUUCCCGCGCAGCCGUCUGGACCGCAUGCCCACCUACCAGGUGCCCGAGAUCCUACGCACGCCGCUGGAGAACCUGGUGGUACAAACCAAGAUCCACCAGCCGGAGAAGACGGCCGUCGAGUUCCUCUCCAAAGCCCUGGACAGCCCCGACAUCAAAGCGGUGGACGAGGCCGUCAUCCUACUGCAGGAGAUCGGCGUGCUGGACCACCGAGAGGCUUUGACCACGCUGGGCAAGCGCCUGGCCCAGAUCUCCACUGACCCCCGGCUGGCCAAGGCCAUCGUGCUGGCGUCCAUCUAUCGCUGCAUCCAGCCGCUCCUCCUCAUCGUCUCCUGCCUCACCCGGGACCCCUUCAGCAGUAGCCUGCAGAACCGUACGGAGGUGGACAAGGCCAAGGCCAUCCUGAGUCGAGAAAGUGGUAGCGACCACCUGGCGUUCGUGCGGGCUGUGGCGGGCUGGGAAGACAUCCUCCGGCGCAGAGACAGCCGCGCGCGCGAUGACUACCUGCAGGAUUACUCGCUCUACGCCCCGAGUUUGCGCUUUAUCAACGGCCUGGUGAAGCAGUUUUCCGAAAACCUCUACGAAGCCUACCUGGUUCCGACGCCUUCGGAUUGCCUCUUGCCGUCCUCGGUGUGCAACCAGUACAGCGAGGAGGAGGAACUGGUGAAGGGAGUCCUGAUGGCCGGGCUGUACCCCAACCUCAUCCAGGUCCGGCAAGGGAAAGUGACCAGACAGGGCAAGUUCAAACCGAACAGCUAUACCUACCGGACCAAAGCGGGGACCGUCCUUUUGCACAAAUCCACCAUCAACAGGGAGUCCUCCAAGCUGUACAGCCGUUGGCUGACCUACUUCAUGGCGGUCAAGUCCAACGGCGGCGUCUUCGUGCGCGACUCCUCGCAAGUACAUCCGCUGGCGGUGCUGCUGAUGACCGAUACGGAUGUCUACGUGCGGGACGACGGCUGGCGGGCCACCAUUUCCUUGGUCGACAGUGACCUGCUGGUGCUGGAAGGCGACUCGUACACCAUACGGCUCCUUCGCGACUUCCGGGUGGCGCUCUCCCGGAUGGUGGAGACCUGCCUCUGUUACGAGAUGGCGGCCAUUCCCGGAGACCUCCACCACCAACACAGCCAGCUCUUGGACAUCCUGGUGGAUCUCCUAAAGGGCCCAUCGGCCAACUUUGGCACCUAGGAUUCUGGACCUGGGGACUUGUAAUUUGUACAAAGAUGUUGAGAUAUGUUUAUUUAAAUAAAGUUCUAUUUAUCCCUUGUGACGCCGCUCUCAUCCCAGAAGGUUCCCGGGGCUCGGCUCGCCGAUGGUUGGCGCCACAUCACCGUGGUUGGAGAGGCAGUGCCCCCCCGUAUCUUCCUGCAAGGCGGUCGCACGCCCGGAGACCUCCGAGGACUGUGUGACAGAUGCUCGGUCGCACAUCCGGAGACUUCCGAGGACAUUGCGGCGAAUGAUCCUGGUUUACCCCUGUGCGUGCACCUCGCCGCGCCGACCUCGCGCCCGAGGACGGAUUGUGUCCGCUCGUUCGAGAACGGGCAGCUGGCAGCGCCCUCAAGGCGCUUGAGAUGGCGAGGCGAGCCGAACGUCGGGACACGAGAUCGAGGGGGAUCGUUCCUCCCCCACCCCCACAUUGUCAGAGGAUAGGUUUACGGCAGCAUUCGGAAGACGAUCAUGCUCCUGCUUGAUUCGGGGGGGGGGAGAUGUUUCGUAUUUUGUUCCCCAAAUUUCUCGUCCUGGUGAGGAAGCCUCAGCUCGCGCCAGGAUUGUGCAAGCAGGAGAAACUCGGUGGCGUCGCUGCGCCUGGGGUCAUAACUAGCUUUCUGGAAGUGGUUAUGUUUCCCCAGGAACCGAGUUCCAGUUCAGUGCCCUGGAAGCCCCCUCCUCUGAAAAUAAGGGUGUGAGGUUACUUAGCAUUCUCGCGAGCCUGUUACCCUGGUUCUCGCGAGUCCUCUUGCAUGCCCAUUCCUCGGCUUCCUUGAGCCCACCAGGCCUCACAUCCGGGAUGCACGGCGCCCAUAUCUCCCGAGGGUGACCCCUGCACUACAUGGCAGAUGUGUGACAACAGAAACAUGGCUGUGAAUUGAAUAAGUUCGGACUACACUGCCUCAAUUGGGACAACCCCCUUAGUGAGGGAGGGUAGAAAAAGGAGCUUGAUCUCUCGUCGGUCUUCAGAAACUGCCUCAUUCUCUCGUCCAGAACGAGGCUGGCUGCCCUGUUAUCCUUGAUGCCGCCAUCCUGGCUUGGGCGUCUAACCAUGAUUUCCAUGCAAAUCUGGCGGAGAGGGGGAGGUUGGGAAAAUAGGAGGAGGACCCCAUCUCCCAGCACCUCUGCUCCCCCUCUCCUCCUGCCUUGCACACCCGAUUUCGGACUCGAAUCGGCAACCGUUUCAGGCGAAGCGGCACUCCACCGUUUGAACCGGGACUCCCUUUGGAGCCCCAAGGGCUGCUGGGAAUAUCCUCAAACGUACCUGUGACUCUUGAUGCUCGGAUAGGCCAGUGCUUGUUAUUUGUCCUGCACCCUUUUUACGACCUAGAUUAAAGCUAAUAAAUGGGGAUUAAAAAAAAAAAA
Crotalus tigris (Tiger rattlesnake) is the source of this 5140-nucleotide messenger RNA. RefSeq names its product DExH-box helicase 30 (gene DHX30). The transcript is spliced from 19 exons. Gene Ontology annotation, molecular function: ATP binding; DNA helicase activity; G-quadruplex RNA binding. Lineage: Eukaryota; Metazoa; Chordata; Lepidosauria; Squamata; Viperidae. Gene Ontology annotation, cellular component: intracellular anatomical structure; nucleus; cytoplasm. The record is from RefSeq and is a predicted model, not a curated record. Bases 32 to 3754 code for a protein of 1240 amino acids.